UGCUGGCGUUCGCCCGCACUCCGCCUCGCGGGCCCGCCCCCAGGCCUGCCACCUUCAGCCAGCCCCGCCCGUGUAGCAGCUGUGCAGUGUUCCCAGGCACAGAGCCCUGGGUGCACUACCCGGGCGCAGAGACUUUUGGACAGUGGUCUGGUGGACAACCGGCGGGAUAUAGCAGAGACCUCUCCGCAGUGAGCGGCGAGCGGUCCAUGGAGUCCGGGCUGCUACGGCCGGCGCCCGUGAGUGAGGUCAUCGCCCUUCACUACAACUACACCGGCAAGCUGCGCGGGGCGCGCUACCAGCCCGGCGCGGGUCUGCGCGCAGAUGCGGUAGUGUGCCUGGCUGUGUGCGCCUUCAUCGUGCUGGAGAACCUGGCGGUGCUCUUGGUGCUGGGUCGCCACCCUCGCUUCCACGCGCCUAUGUUCCUGCUCCUGGGCAGCCUCACCCUGUCGGACUUGCUGGCCGGGGCGGCCUACGCCACCAACAUCCUGCUGUCGGGGCCUCUCACGCUACGCCUGUCGCCUGCACUCUGGUUCGCGCGCGAGGGGGGUGUCUUCGUGGCGCUCGCCGCGUCGGUGCUGAGUCUCCUGGCCAUUGCGCUGGAGCGCCACCUCACCAUGGCCCGUCGAGGACCCGCGCCCGCCGCAGGUCGCGCUCGUACACUGGCGAUGGCGGUGGCCGCCUGGGGCGCGUCGUUGCUGCUCGGGCUGUUGCCGGCUCUGGGCUGGAACUGCCUGGGACGCCUGGAAACCUGCUCCACUGUGCUGCCGCUCUACGCCAAGGCCUACGUGCUCUUCUGUGUGCUGGCCUUCCUGGGCAUCCUGGCUGCCAUUUGUGCACUCUAUGCAAGGAUUUACUGCCAGGUGCGGGCCAACGCGCGUCGCCUGCGUGCGCGGCCCGGGUCCCGCAGGGCCACCUCGUCCUCACGAUCGCGGCACACGCCACGGUCGCUGGCCCUGCUCCGCACGCUCAGCGUGGUGCUACUGGCCUUCGUGGUCUGCUGGGGACCUCUGUUUCUCUUGCUCUUGCUGGAUGUAGCGUGCCCAGCCCGCGCGUGUCCCGUGCUCCUGCAGGCCGACCCCUUCCUGGGUCUAGCCAUGGCUAACUCACUCCUGAAUCCCAUCAUUUACACGUUCACCAACCGAGACCUGCGUCACGCGCUCCUGCGACUGCUCUGCUGUGGCCGCCGGCCCUGCAGCCAAGGCUCCUCCAACAGCUUGCAGCGAUCCCCGAGUGCUGCUGGGCCUUCGGGUGGUGGCCUGAGACGCUGCCUGCCACCAAGUCUGGAUCGCAGCUCCAGCCCAUCAGAACACUCUUCUCCCCAUCGGGACAGAGUGGACACUAGCUGCUCCAUCGGCAGUCCGGGAGCAGCUACCGCCGACCGGACCCUGGUGCCUGCUUCUUCAGACUGAUGCUCUUCAACCCACUGUGACCCCUCGCAAGUGCAUCAUCUAAAGGAAACAGCCGAAGACAGACAACAGGGAUAGAAAAAAAGGAAGGCAAAUGGAUUGAAUGUCCUAUAACAGGAACAGACAAAAGUACGCUCCUCGCAGGUUUGACAUGGACCAUCAGAAGUGAGUGAUGGAAAAGUGGACAGGCAGUGAUGUAACUUGAGCUGGGAACCCCCGAAGCAGCCAUUCAGUGUGGCUGGAGCAGAAGCUGAGCAGCAGCAUGGGGAGACUUGAUAUGAAAGGGCAGGUUGUGGUUAUUGAUUCUGAGGAAGGCCUGUGAUGUGGCUCCUAGGCAGGUGGAAGCCAGAGACUUCUGAACAAAGGCCGAACUUGCCCGGAUUCAGACCUCCACAGGUACUCUGUGACUCCCAGAGUUCCAGGGGCAAAGGGUGCUCAGAAGCUGAUGAAGUCUAGAUAGGUAGGGUGUGCUAAUAGUUGGCAGGAUGAGUGACUGGCAGAGUUGUGGAGAAAGAUAACAAGGCAAGCCUGGCUCCAAAAAUUUAACCCUGGACACUUUGCCAGAUAUCAACUGCUGAGCUUUCAGAGCAUGGAGUCAGGUUCUUCACACAAAAACAAACGAACUGCAAUAGAACAAUUUGAGCUGCUGGUCUCACUGGGAUCUUUCAGAAUAAAUGCAUUCAUCUAUUUAUUUAUUUUCACCAGAGAGCCCUAAUCAUCAUCUUUAAGUUUUUAUUUGCUAGGUAAUGAUGGCGCACACCUUUAA
Messenger RNA from Arvicola amphibius (Eurasian water vole), 2172 nucleotides. RefSeq names its product sphingosine-1-phosphate receptor 5 (gene S1pr5). Gene Ontology annotation, cellular component: membrane. The record is from RefSeq and is a predicted model, not a curated record. The transcript is spliced from 2 exons. The coding region runs from base 207 to 1409 and encodes 400 amino acids. Lineage: Eukaryota; Metazoa; Chordata; Mammalia; Rodentia; Cricetidae. Gene Ontology annotation, biological process: G protein-coupled receptor signaling pathway. Gene Ontology annotation, molecular function: sphingosine-1-phosphate receptor activity.